Molecule: messenger RNA, 472 nt
Organism: Colletotrichum godetiae
Lineage: Eukaryota; Fungi; Ascomycota; Sordariomycetes; Glomerellales; Glomerellaceae
Exons: 1
Coding region: 63-371 (102 amino acids)
Source: RefSeq, a predicted model, not a curated record
CCAGAGGUAGGUGCUAUUGCUCGCUCCUGCCUUCCUUCCAUCUGAAGGUGACCCAUCCGGCCAUGCCUUCUUCUUUCUUCGCCUACUUCAAAAAAGUUCUGGCUGCUUUUCUUUCCUUCUUUUUCCCUCUCCAAGCAGUCCAUUGUAUGCUCCCAAGAGAUUUCUUUUUCUCCCUUCACCUCUCGGCCUCCUCCUUUCUUGGACCCUCGGCUUUAUCCUCCACGCAUCAAUUUCUUGUCCGCAUUGCCUACUUGCAACCCUACAAAAUAUUAUCACCUCACAGGAUAACGAACGUUCCUAUUUGCGACAUUCAGGCGCUCCUUGGGCCGAUUGACCUUGAGAAAUUUUCUUGUCAGUCACUUAUUCCCUAGUACGACCGACUUUGAUGCGUCUAGGUAUGAAAAGUCGCUAACGAGGUCACAGAUUCUUGUGUUCUCAACAAAGAGAUCAUAUACAUCCCCCGCAAAAACGG